This is a messenger RNA of Brassica napus (rape), 408 nucleotides long. RefSeq lists its product as uncharacterized. The record is from RefSeq and is a predicted model, not a curated record. NCBI's taxonomy places the organism in Eukaryota, Viridiplantae, Streptophyta, Magnoliopsida, Brassicales, Brassicaceae. The transcript has a single exon. Bases 1 to 408 code for a protein of 135 amino acids.
AUGACAUCAAACGGUUUUUCUAUAUAUACGAGAGUUGGCUGUCUGUGUGGAUCUGGGCUGGAAUCUCGUGACCAUGUGUUCCUGCAUUGUAGCGUUGCUGCUCAGAUAUGGGCAGCCAUUCUCCCUCGCCUUGGCCAACAGAACCUCACUCUCCAUAACUGGGAUUCUCUUAUCGCUUGGAUGCUCACUGACACGCCAGGCCUCUCAGCAACGGUAAAGAAGCUUCUUGUUCAGGCGUUAGUUUUCCUCCUGUGGGGAGAAAGGAACAGCAGACUCCACAAUGGUUCUUCUGCAUCCACAUCUGUUUUGUUUAGUAGGAUCGACAGGACUUUGAGGGACACCCUCCUUGCUCGCUUACCCCAUAAGCGUUGUCAAGGACUCUUAUCUCAGUGGUUUAGGUUCGCCUAG